Messenger RNA from Etheostoma spectabile (orangethroat darter), 1029 nucleotides. RefSeq names its product putative nuclease HARBI1. The record is from RefSeq and is a predicted model, not a curated record. NCBI's taxonomy places the organism in Eukaryota, Metazoa, Chordata, Actinopteri, Perciformes, Percidae. Bases 1 to 1029 code for a protein of 342 amino acids. The transcript has a single exon.
AUGGCAGGUGUUGUCCACUGUCACCACCACUUUGCCAGGAGAGGAUACCGUCAAAGGGUGUAUGUUGAACGUAUCAAGCCACUGGAGCAAUACACCACUGAGGAGCUGUAUGUCCGGUUUCGCUUUGGGAAGGCUGAUAUAGAGUACCUUGUGAACCUUCUCAGGCAAAAACUUCAACACAGAACCCAAAGGAGUCACGGUCUGUCUGUGGAAGACCAGAUCCUCAGUGCUCUCCGAUUUUAUGCAUGUGGGACUUUCUAUCAAGUUGUUGGUGACUAUAUGGGAGUGGUGAAAUCAGCUGUGUGUGAUGUGGUGAGAGAUGUGUCAAUCGCACUGGCCAGCCUGGUCAAUGAAUUUGUUUCUUUUCCAAAGGACAACCAGAUUGCCCAGGCCAAGCGCAGCUUUUAUCUUUUGGGGAAUAUGCCCAAUACUAUUGGAGCAAUCGACUGCACACAUGUGCAUAUACAAGCACCUCGUGAGAAUGAAUGGGAGUUUAUAAACAGAAAGGGGAGGCACAGCAUCAAUGUCCAACUUAUGUGUGAUGCUGACCUCAUCAUCACCAACUGCGUUGUCAAGUGGCCUGGGUCUGUCCAUGAUGCACGCAUCCUGAGGGAGAACGCUCUAUAUGGAGACCUGCAAAUCAACCGACCAGAUGGCAUAAUAUUAGGAGACAGUGCCUACCCACUCCUACCAUGGCUGAUGACUCCUUUUGUAACAGCAAAUACACCGGCGCAGGCACGCUUCAACACUGCUCAUUGCAGAGCAAGAUGUGCAAUUGAGCGUUUAAAUGGAGUUCUUAAGAGGCGCUUUGCAUGCCUUAACUACCUGAGAGCGGAACCACAGAAAGCAUGCAACAUAACCCUUGCCUGUAUUGUCCUGCACAACAUCGCUACUAAGCGCAAUGUCCCUCUCUGUGCUGACAAUGAUGCACCUGAGCCCCUUGGAGACCCUAACCAACCUCCUGCAUUCUGCAAGAACGAGCAAACAGGACGUGCAACAAGGGACGCAAUAGUUAGACACUAUUUCUGA